Messenger RNA from Larimichthys crocea (large yellow croaker), 7264 nucleotides. It is a transcript of the gene frmpd1b, whose product is annotated as FERM and PDZ domain containing 1b. Gene Ontology annotation, molecular function: protein binding. The transcript has 17 exons. The record is from RefSeq and is a predicted model, not a curated record. Lineage: Eukaryota; Metazoa; Chordata; Actinopteri; Sciaenidae. Gene Ontology annotation, cellular component: cytoskeleton. Bases 514 to 5655 code for a protein of 1713 amino acids.
GAAGGGGUCCUCCGGGCAGACAGCGGAGGAGGCAGGGAGGAAAGAGGCGAACAGAGGGAGGGGGUGGGUUAUUUCAGAGCUCAGGGCCGAGGAUUAAGCAGAGAGCAGUCCCAGUACGAUGACAGCAUCCAGCAUAUAGCCAAACCCCCCUCACACACAUGCACACACAUACACACACACACACACACACACACAGACACACGCAUCACAUCACCAUCAUCCGGCUCGGGAGGACGCCGCGGAUAUUUCUGAGAAACAAAGAUCUCUCCCCCCUUUUCUCCGCAUCACUGAUCUGAUUUUUGGGGGGGACCACCCUCCCAGACUCCCGGUCCGUCUGUCUCCUCUUCAGACCACGAGGUGGCCGCACCAGAUUGGGAUUGGCCCUGAUGAUCACAAGGACCCCCCCUCCACUUCUUUUCAGCCAAUCCUGGAGGGGCUGCAGAGCUGAUGUCUCAGAGGGCGAGAGGGUAUUUGUGUUCUGGAGUCCUGAAGAGACAAGCCACAUCACGAUAAAUGGAGGAGAAGGAGCGAUGUAGGAGCAGGUCUCCAGCUCGGGGGGCCAGCCGGGUGCAGCAGGUGGUGGGAACAAUAAUACGUCGCACUCGGGAGUCGCUUAGCAGAGAGCGGUUGCUAGGCGAUGGGAGAUCACAGCGCUCCAACAGUCUGUCCAAUCAGAACUUCCAGACCAAGCUGACGCUGCAGAUCACCAGGGACCCAGUCCUGGACAGCAGCACUGGACAUGGCUUCACCCUCACCACAAACGCACCCCUGCUGGUCAGGGAUGUUGCCACAGGGAGUCCUGCAGAUGGGAUACUGUACCCAGGGGACCAGGUGUUGCAGAUUAAUGAUACAGUGCUGGAGGAUUUGAGCGACGAGCAGGUGGAAAACAUCUUAAGGGACUUGGAGGAUUGUAUCACUGUGACUAUCCUGCGGCACAUGACAAAUCCCAAGUCAUCCAUCAUGUCAGCAGAGAAGAGAGCUCGUCUGAGGAGUAAUCCAGUUAAAGUGCGCUUUGCAGAGGAGGUUGUGGUCAACGGGCACACUCAGGGAAACUCUCUUCUCUUCCUGCCCAAUGUUCUGAAGGUCUACUUAGAGAACGGACAGACCAAGGCCUUCAAGUUUGACAACACCACCACUGUCAAGGACAUUGUUCUGACUCUGAAGGAUAAACUGUCCAUCCGGGCCAUUGAGUACUUUGCCCUGGUGCUAGAGCAACAGUACAGCAUCACCAAGCUGCUGCUGCUGCACGAAGACGAGCUCAUACAGAAGGUGGUGCAGAAAAAAGACUCCCAUGACUACAGAUGUCUGUUCAGAGUAUGUUUCAUCCCCAGAGACCCCACAGACCUGCUGCAGGAUGACCCCUCUGCCUUUGAGUACCUCUUUCUACAGAGUGUUGGGGACGUGCUGCAGGAGCGUUUCGCAGUAGAGAUGAAGUGUAACACUGCACUCCGCCUGGCUGCCCUGCACAUGCACGAGAGACUAGAUAGUUGUGGACAAACUAGGGCCUCUAUCAAGAAUAUUACGAAGGAGUUUGGCCUUGAAAGCUUCAUCUCUCCUACACUGCUGGGCAACAUGAGGGAGAAGGACCUGAGGAAAGCCAUCAGUUACCACCUCAAAAAGAUUCAGUCCCUGCUAGAGCCACGCCAGAAGGUAAUAUCUGCUACUCAGGCUCGGCUGGCCUACCUCACUCAGCUGGGAGAGCUUAUUUCAUAUGGGGGACGAUCAUAUUCAGCUACAAUGAUGCUUCAGGACAGGGAAGUAUUAGUCAGCCUGCUGGUGGGAGCCAAGUAUGGGAUGAGUCAGGUCAUCAACCACAAGCUCAACGUGAUUUCUACACUGGUGGAGUUCAGCAGCAUCAGCCGAGUGGAGUUAUUGUCAGAGUCGGACAAAGUCAGCCUACUGCGCAUCUCACUGCACGACAUGAAGCCAUUUGCCUUACUGAUGGACUCUCUGGCAGCCAAAGACUUAGGGUGUUUGCUGGGAGGCUACUACAAACUCCUGGUGGAUCCCAGUGUCAGUGUCUUCCGUCUGGGGCGCCCAAAAGUGAGGGUGCACCGGAUACCUGCUGAAGAAGGUGUGUGUGGGAGGUUCGCCGUAAUAGAGGGCGUGUGCUAUGAAUCCCUAUCAAGUUACGUGUCUCGCUGCUGUAGUGACUCAGAUGACUCAACAGAUGAGGAUGACCCGAUGGAUUCGCAUAAUUACAAACGCCCAGAUCCAGCAAGUCAGGACUGGGAAGAAAGGAGGAGAGAGGAGGAAGAAAAGAGGAGAGAAGAAGAAAGAAAAGAGAGGGAGGAGCAUAAAGGCAAACAGGAAGUGAAGAUAAUAGUGACAACAGAAGGUAGGGAAAAUGAGGGUGAAGAGGAAGAAGGAGCAACAGGAAGUGGUCUACGUAGAUUCGGUACUUUUGAUGAAGAAAUGAACCUGGAAACCACCUGGUACCACACUGACCCACGGGUCACCAGCAGCUUCUCCAGCUUGUCUAGUGGCUCCUUGAGUGCUGCACUGGAGGAGAGCAGUGUUGCAGCCAAAGCGCCAUCUCGUCGCGGACCACGCACAAGCGAGGAUCUACCAAGCUUGGACGUUCACCAUCCCUACCUCCUGGAGCCAAAACGCCACCAAGGGCCCCUGCGACCCACCAACCUCAAUUAUCGUGGCAAUGACAACUCUUGCCUUUGCUUUGCUGAGCUCUCCAAGGCUGAUUUCCUUCCUAGUCCACCUGAAGCUACUAGUGAUGAUGAUGAUGAUGAUGAUGGCGAUGAGGAAGAGCACGGAAUGGAGGAACUCAGACGCAUUUCAAAGAUCCCUAGUUCAAGAGAUUUGAGAAUGAUUGACAGCACGCCCUUUGACAGAUCACCCAUUAAAAGAAAGAAAAAGACCCCACCCAAAGUCCCAUUAAGGACCAGCUCAAUUCCUGGACACAAAGCAGAAAAAGCUGAGCAGCGUCUCUCCAAGGACGAAGAUAGUCUAUUCCUGACACCUUCACCCAACCCCAAACCAGCUCUGUUUGUCAAAGACACUGUCUCAGAGUCUGAGGAUGAGUUUUUUGAUGCUCAGGAGAGAUUUACUCCUCCAGUUCCUGAUCUAUCAGACGCUGAGCUGGCUGACCGGAGGAAUGCUAAUCGGUUGAGUGGAAGCUGGAAUGGUCCUCCAGGUCUCCCAGGGAAAGAGCCAUCACCAUCCUCUCCUCUUGCCAAUAAAGUCCUGGUCUCUAAAAUCAAGAAGGAAGUGGAGACACAUAAAGGCCCCACAAAUCAACUUAGCAACCAAAAGCCCAGCCCACCAAAGCCAUCACAGAAACCUGAAGUCAAGGUCAAACCACCUUUGGCACCGAAGCCCCAGCUGCCUCCCAAACCUCAGAUCAUUCCUCCCAAAUCCCCCCAGCAUGGGAGAUCAUAUGCCCACUGCAAUGGGGAUGCCUCUGGACGUCUGUCUUCUGAACUCCUGGAAAUGGAGCCGGACACCAUGGAGUUCAAGUCUGUCACAUCUGGGGCAGGUGGACUCCCACUCUCGUCACCCUUGAUCACAGCAGUGCGGUGCAGCAAGCAACCAGCACCGAUUACAACACCACAAACAAAGAAGCAAGAAAACAGCCCAAAACGAAAUAAAGAUCUGAAAAAUGAGAAUGGAACAGAUGUUGUUUCCAAUGACAAAGCAUCCAUUUCUGAUGAAAAGGAAACUCCUAAGGUUGAGGGACAAGGUAAUGGGAUCUUUCAAGCAAAAAAGCCAACAAACCUACCCUCUAUCCCUCGCUCUAAUUCUGGUACAAAGCUAGCUAUUCCUCCUCCAGUGCCCCCCAAACCCACUUCUUCCUCCAAAAUUCACCCCUUAUCACUACCUGCUAGCUCUCCUGUUUCCCCAACUGAUCCAAACAAAGGGAUCUUUAAGGAUAGCGUCAGUCCACCAAACGGAAUCCACCCUUGGAGUAACCGCAAUGGCAACGUCCAGUCAGGACCCAGGAGGGUCUCUCUGAGUCAUGAAAGCCUGUCACCUAAAAAUACAGAUGCACCUCUCACUCUUACCACCUCCCUCACUUCAACCAACUCCAAAGGAUGCCUAGAAAGCAGAGAGCCUGGAAGAUCUGGAUCAGGAUCAGACCUGAGGACCAGCUCCUCCAGCCUCGGAGGCAGACUACCUGCUUCUGCCCUGAGAGGGAAGAUCCAGGCUCUACCUUGGUAUAUGACUCGUUCCCAGGAGAUUUUGGGAACUCUGGACUAUCCCUCCACUAGCUCCAUCAAUGGAGAUACAUCUGGAUUCGGCUCUGGUUUGUCUGUCGCCAGUGGUUUAUCAGACUUAAACAAGACCCCUGUCAAGGAAAAAGAGAUGGAGACCUCAAAAUCAGGAGGAAAAGGAAAGAUUUUAGAGGAUGGGGCUGAAGUUGUCAUAGCCACCAUCAAAGAGGCCCAGGAGGUGACCUCACACAUGAAGAAGGCCAAUGGGACAAACGGGUCCCACCCUAAUCUGAAUUUUAAAGAAAAUAGUGCACACUGUGGUAGUGUUUCAUCAGAGCAGCCUCAGUCACGGUCCCAUUCAGCAGUGGGGUUGGGAGGUGUGUCUAACAUGCAAAUUGGAGGUGACUCACCAACUUCCUCACAUGCAGAUACUACUCCUCCACAACAACACCGGGAGGCUUGUGGCUGCCACACCGUUUACGCCAACUGUUUCAGUGGCGACACUGAGGAUGUUGUGAGCUUUGACGAGGAGCUUACUGUUUACGAGUUCUCCCGCCGCACGCGCCCCAAACCAGCCCGGCCCGCAGCUGUCUCUUCUCCAACAACACCCUCUCCAAAUCCCAAUAUUCUGUCACUGCUUCGGGACAACCCUCGUCCCCUCUCUACUUUCUCCACUGCCUCUUCUGAACUCAGUCCCCUAGUUUCUCGUCCAGUUUCCCCCACAACCACACUUGGCUGUCCUCUUCGUUCACUAACCAACAAGAACUAUGGUGGACUGAAAGGAGGUUUUGCCACUCUACGUCAAGAUAUAGACCAACUUUUGCUGGUCUUAGAGAGGGGAGCAUUUGAACAACCUCAGCAAACAUCUUGUAUAGAGCAGGAUCUCACAGACCUAAAAAUGGGGCCAGACCUAAAUCACAAUGGAAAUGAAGGCAGUAUUACCACUGCACCCGACCCAAAUUGUACUGGGACAAGCACUGCUGCCAUGACGGAGGCUGAAAGGACUCUUCUCCAGGCGGAGGCUCGACGAUUGGCAUCUGGGUGUCAGCGAGCCACACGUGUAGGCUGGGCUCCUGAUGAAGCCCUACGUUCUUUAUCUAACAGCUUCAGUGCCCUUGUUCAGUUGUCAGCAGCUUGCCUGCGAACAAACCCCUGCCCUGGUUGUGACAUGUGCAAUAAUGCAAGUCUGGUCCACAGGGAUGACGACGAUGACAGCCAGGAACCCAUGGACAAGCUGAAGGAGAUAGUGGGCCUGUACCGGGAGUUUGUUGGGGAUGUUGAGACAGCUGGAACUGGAGCUGGGGUUGGGGGAAGGAGUGUGAGCCUCAUGGGGUCCGUACAGGGUCAAGGGGAGAGUGAUGGGGUGAGGCUACUAGCCAAGCGAUGCACUGUACUCAUCUCUUCUGUAUUCGCACUCACACAGCUCUUCCGGACACGCACACUAGACACUUCGGACACGCCUGGGCACGUACCUCUCAACUUUUGACCUGUGAACUUUUACCCACUAAUAACCCACUGACUCUAGAGGUGAGACAAGAGGAAACAGCACAGAGUGAUCUGGUGUGUAACUCCUGUGUUCUUGUACAGUAAGUGCCAUGCACACCACAGCACACAGACUUUAACCCACAUUAUACAUACCCACAUGGAAAACAUAUACACCAAACAAAACCCUAAACGAAGAGAGGAAACUUCAUUGCUUGGCCUCUUCCUGGACGCAUAUGGACUAUGCAUUUGUACAUAUGAAUUUUAUAAUUAUCUGAUAAUUCUCUUAUUUUAUGAUACAAUAUGUGUAUGUAUGUAAGGAUGGAUUACCCAUGUAUGUAUUUAUGUAUUUAUUUUUACAAUAUUUGCACCAUGGUCUGUGAUGUGCAGGUCUCUGGUGUAAAAAAAAAAAAAAAACCUAUGGAUGUCACUGGAUUUUUUUUAAUUUUUCCUUCUCUUUGAGACAGUAUUAUGUUAUCUUUUGCUGCUUUAAAGAUCCACUCCACAAGGUGUAAUCUGUAAAUUGUCAUUUUUCAAGUUUAGUAUGACAGAACGUUUUACUGACAAAAUACAGAAAAUAUACUUUAUCACUCUUGCGAAAUACAGUUGUUAACUGAUUUGUUUUAUAUGUGCAGGGAUCGCACCUUUUUAAGGAUUUAGUUUUUCAACAUUACAGUCACAAAUAAAUGGGAUACAAAACUAUACCAUUACAAAGCAGGGAGAGCACUUUUGACUGUUACAGAUUGCACCUUUUUAUGAGACACAUACCCUUGUGUAAAGUGUUUUUUCUACCCCUUCCCUGAUCCUGACUGCCUCUGAGUGAAUGCUUCUUGGAAAUGCUCCCCCAUUACUCCCAAACGUAUGCAGUAUUAUAACAUUAAUCUAGUUUUCAUCCAAAGGACAUGACAUAUAUAUUUUCUUGGAAUGUGUGGAUGAGGCCCAGGGAGCAAAACAGGGGACCUUAUUUAUGUAGUGAAAAAAAACAAAAAAAAACGUUUUUGACUCGGCACAAGGGUGACUGUUAAACUAUGUCCAGAUGUAGCAAAGAUCCAAAGUCUUAAAACACUGAGCCACAACUGUUCCCCACUACGGUUUCCUCUUUGGGCACGCCACCUUAUUAACAUACUGACUGACAGAUGGACUGACUGCUGUACGCUGGGGUCAGACGUGUAGAUAUACAUUUAUAUCUUUGUGUCCUAUUCUGUUUUACCUUAGUUUAUGGCUAUGCAAACAUAAACUCCCCACCCCCUCCACAUACUGUAUUCUUGUUGUUUUGUGCUAACAUUAAAAACAACAAUAGCUGCAUUAUGUUUGUCUGAAUAUAAUGGGUGCUUUCUUUGUUUGGAAUGUUGGCCUUUGUCUUGUUUCAAGAAAACUUACUGCAUUAUGGAUUGCAACAUUCUGCAAAGUUGCAUGGCAUUAGCAUUUUUGUCAAUAUAAAGACUCCUGUCUAUACUGAUGUCUGUGAAUUGUCCGUAAAAGGAUUACAUUGCUUGAUCAGUUUGCUGAUGUACAGUGUUCACUAAUCAGCUCGUCCAUAUCACAUGAUGCCAACUCAUUUAAUGAGCCAUCCAAUUUGGAGGAUAUACUUGAGCCACCUACGACAACAAAAA